AUGGCCGAAACAAACGGUGGCACCGGCCUGCAACCGCUAGACCUCGCCAGUGGCAUUACGCCGCAAAUUCGACCCGGAGGCGCUCCCGCGCGUGUCUAUCUCAACGAGAAGAUUGUUCCACACCUGCUGGAGGGGAUGAAGGCAAUUACAAGAGACCAACCACCAAAUCCAUUGCAAGUUCUGGGGGAGUUCCUGAUUCAAAAAAGCAAGGAACUGGAAGAAGCCGAGGCGAAGAAGGAGUCGGAGUGA
Penicillium diatomitis is the source of this 249-nucleotide messenger RNA. RefSeq names its product DPY30/SDC1 family protein. The record is from RefSeq and is a predicted model, not a curated record. The transcript has 2 exons. The coding region runs from base 1 to 249 and encodes 82 amino acids. NCBI's taxonomy places the organism in Eukaryota, Fungi, Ascomycota, Eurotiomycetes, Eurotiales, Aspergillaceae.